This is a messenger RNA of Triticum urartu, 2312 nucleotides long. RefSeq lists its product as uncharacterized. NCBI's taxonomy places the organism in Eukaryota, Viridiplantae, Streptophyta, Magnoliopsida, Poales, Poaceae. The record is from RefSeq and is a predicted model, not a curated record.
CCCCGCCCGCCCCAUCAAAUCCCUCUUCCCAAAGCCCCCCAGCAGAGCAGCCAGCGCCCGCCCCGAGACCCCGGCCAACCAAUCCUCCCAGCCACCACGGGCGCCUCUCCGUCUUUCCCCGCCGGCAACGGCAUGGACCCAAGCCGCAAGCACGGCGCCACGGGCGCCUCCUCCUCGUCGUCAUCCGCCGACGGCACGCACACUAGCUGCAAGUUCGAGGAGGAGGCGAGGAUGACGGGGGACGCGCUCCUCGUCCUGGACGGCCUCGUGCAGGUGUUCCCGCAGGUUAACUUCUCAACACUGAUAGAAGUUUCCAUCUCAUUCAAUGGAGAUGCUGAUGCAGCAGCAGAUUAUGUUAUCCAUAAUGUCCUUCCAAAUAGUACCGCAGAUGACAAUAAUGCAAGCACGAAUGAUGAUUCAGAUAUUCAUGGGCAACAUCAGGUAUUUAGUGACACAAACACUAGUUUCACGAUCCCGCCAGUGGAUGAUGGUACCAUUCCAAAAUCUGUACAGUUUGACGCUAUCAAUGAAAAUUCUGCUGAACAUGGAGAAAACUCCAUGGGAGAACAAUUGAUGCAGUCACCUGCUGCAGCAUCAACAUCUGGUCAGGACGGUCUACCUGAAGAAAUUGAUUCUGAUUCUGUGCUAGCUGGUGCGCAGAACUCAGUUGUUGAUCAUGAAGUAGCUCAUUCUGAAAACGAGCAGAAAGAAAUGAAUUAUCUGGACCCCGCUACUGAAGAUCACCGUGAUGAACAAAUACACUCAUCUUCUGAGGAAAACCAGGCCGAGCCAACUUCUGAAGAUAUUUCUACGCUGCAUGGUGAUGAUUCACCUGAUAUGAACGUGCGAUCAAACUAUUCUGUUAGCCCUGAGUCCAUUGAUGAUGCAAUCUCUGCUGAAAACUGCAAGAAGAAUACUUUGCUGUCAAAUGUGGCAGCGAUAAGUGAAAUGCUAGAGGAGGUUGAGGUUAGUGAGGCAGAAACAAAACAUGUUGUAUCCGAAGCAAGUCAAGCUGGCAAUGAUAUUCUUGUAAAGGCGGCGAAGCUAAAAGAAAUGUCUACACUUGCAGCGGAAGAGAACAACAAGGUUGCAGCAGAGGUUUUUGCUGAGAAAUCUAUUCUAGCCUCAGAAGCGCAGGGGCUCCAGUCCUGGUUGUUUGACAUUUCUGAAGAACGAAAACACUUCAUAUCAGUCAUUGACGAGAUGCACCAAACUCUUCAAAGAAGGCUCGAUUUAGCAGAAGCAGAAAGGGCAGCCGCUGAGAUGGAAAUGAUUGAAAGGGAAAAAAUGGCUCAAGAAAUGCUAAAAGAACAGGAAGUCCUACUUGAUGCUGCCAAGGAAGAGUCUAAGAAGCUGGAGCAACAGGCAGAGGAGAAUGUAAAGCUGCGGGAGCUACUGAUGGACAGGGGCCAUGUUGUGGAUGCAUUGCAUGGAGAAAUGCUUGGAAUCUUCGGCAACAUUGUACAGCUCCAACGCAGAGUUGAUAUGGGAGUUCCUGCCGAUGAACAACGGCAACUAGCUUCAUCGAUCCUGUCCAGCUCAGUCGAGUCAGCAGCUGGCGAAUUCCCUGCUGAAGAACCACCGCAGCUCGCUCCAAUGAGCUUUCCCAGCCCGGUCCAAUCAGCACAUUCCGGACUAAUCUACGUUGAUGAGCCACUGGAACUAGCUUCAUCGAGCUUAGCGGGCUCAGUCGUAUCAGCGCCUUCAAAACUACUUCCUGUUGGUGAAUCGCUGGACCAAAGUUCAUCGAGCUUGGUCGGCUCCGUCGUAUCGGCGCCUUCCAAACUGUUCUCUGUCUGUGAGCCACUUCAGCUAGCUUCAUCGAGCUUGUCUAGCUCUAUCAGAUCGGCCACUUCCGGGAGCAGCUGGUCUUCUGCCACGGAGUCCAAUUCGGGUUUCAAUGACGAGGAGGAGAUCGCCGUUGCUUCUCCCCGUGACAAUUUUGCUCUGGACGACACCUGGGAUGUAGUUGAAGACGAGGAAUGCGUGUGCUAACCUUGGGCAUGAUUCUCGUGAUGCUCUAAUCCAUGCUUCAUUUUUUUAUCUGGGUAGAGUGAUUAGCAGUUGCCUCUACGGGCCGGAACUUGUUCCAGAUCCACGCAUGUUUUUUUGUUGAGUUUGAGAGAUUUACGCAUGGUGAUAACGUGCUUUCAUGUUGGUAGUUUUCCUUUGUAGCCGGGACAGGCUCAUAUGAGGGUCAUCAGAAAAGGUGACAAUUUAUUUAGUAGUGAUAUUAUUUGACAGUCACUGCAUGUUCUACACAACCUUCUACUUGCUAUUUGGUGAAAUAUUUGCUCGUCGCUGAUGGCUCA